Molecule: messenger RNA, 1852 nt
Organism: Plectropomus leopardus (leopard coralgrouper)
Lineage: Eukaryota; Metazoa; Chordata; Actinopteri; Perciformes; Serranidae
Source: RefSeq, a predicted model, not a curated record
CAAAUGUUUGAAAUGUUUUACACACAGCAUGAGAGGACACCGAUCCAAACCAAAAUAAUAUGAAAUUAGAGACAAUUUGAGUUAAACUGUGUGGUUUUUACAGCUGAAUAUACUCGGAGUACACAUACUUAAAGAAUUAGCGACUGACAAAGCCAUGUUUCGGCAAACGAAGACGGUGCUCCAGAAACUUCGAUGUGUAAGUUUCAAAGGCAAGCAGUAUACCAGGAAGCUGAAGAGCACUUCAGCACAAGAGAGGGCCUGUCAGUACCAACUAGGACAGAAAAUCCAUGGCUUUACAGUCAAAGAGGUUGUAGUGGUGCCUGACUUGUUCCUCACAGCAGUGAAGUUGACUCAUGAUAAAACUGGAGCUCAGUACCUCCACGCAGCCAGAGAUGAUUCCAAUAACCUCUUCAGUGUCCAGUUCAGAACAACCCCCAUGGACAGCACAGGGGUCCCACACAUCCUGGAGCACACGGUGCUUUGUGGAUCUGAGAAGUAUCCCUGCAGAGACCCUUUCUUCAAGAUGCUCAACAGGUCCCUGUCCACCUUCAUGAACGCUUUCACAGCCAGUGACUACACCAUGUAUCCAUUCUCAACCCAAAAUGGGAAAGACUUCCAGAAUCUUCUGUCAGUCUAUCUAGAUGCAGUUUUCUUCCCGUGUUUGCGAGAGCUGGAUUUCUGGCAGGAGGGCUGGAGACUGGAGAAUGAAAAUCCCACAGAUAUCAAGUCCCCUCUGGUUUUUAAAGGAGUGGUGUUCAAUGAAAUGAAAGGAGCUUUUUCGGACAAUGAGCGUGUGUACGCCCAGCACCUCCAGAACAAGCUGUAUCCUGACCACACCUACUCUGUGGUGUCAGGAGGGGAGCCUCUGGCCAUUCCCGACCUCACCUGGGAGCAACUCAAACAGUUCCACGCCACACAUUACCACCCCAGCAACGCUAGGUUCUUUACUUAUGGAGAUUUGCCUUUGGAGCAGCAUCUCAAGCAGAUCGAAGAGGAAGCACUGUCCAAAUUUGAACGCAUCAACCCAAACACAGAGGUCCCGUCCCAGCCGCACUGGAGCAGCCCUAGAGAAGACCAUGUGACCUGCAGCCCUGAUGCUAUGGCUCCAGACCCAGCCAAGCAGGACACACUGUGUGUGAGCUACCUGCUGGGAGACAUCACGGACACAUUUGAAGGAUUCACUCUCAGCCUGCUGUCAUCUCUAAUGAUCUCUGGACCAAACUCUCCCUUCUACAAAGCUCUCAUUGAACCCAAGAUAGGAACCGACUUCUCUUCUGUCGUAGGAUAUGACGGCAGCACCAAAGAGGCGUCAUUCAGCAUAGGACUGCAGGGAAUGGCUGAGGAGGAUGCAGAGAGGGUGAAACAAACCAUCAGCCAAACCAUCGAUGAAAUUAUAGAGACAGGCUUUGAGGAGGAAAGAAUCGAGGCUCUUCUCCACAAGAUUGAGCUACAGAUGAAACACCAGUCCACCAACUUUGGCCUGUCUCUGGCCUCGUACAUUGCAUCAUCGUGGAACCACGACGGCAACCCGGUGGAGCUGCUGCAGAUCAGUGACAGUGUUGCUAAGUUCAGACAGGCUCUGAAGGAAAACCCUCGCUUCCUCCAGGACAAAGUUCAGCACUACUUUAAGCAUCAGAGAAGUUUUUUGGGGCUUGGGCUGAGUGCAGCAGACCUCCAGGAUCUCCAACGGUGGCCUUUGCUGAACGGCGAGUCAGUUCAGAGGGGAGAAACAAAACUGAAAGCACCAGACGAAGAAGGGGAGGGCAGCCGGUGUCGGGGCGAGACUAAUCAGACCUGGACCGAGAGCUGUUCCUCUACAAAUGUCUGUCCAAUGGCUGAUGCAGGCGAGUGA